AUGGAUGCUCAGAAAUUGAUAUGUGCUGGAUAUCAGCUGCAAAACGAGGCGGAAGCAUGGUGGAAGGCAACCAAGCCCAAUUUAGAAGCAGUUCAUCCUAAUCCCACCAGGGAGCAAUUCAAAGAAGUCUUCCUUAAGAAUUAUUUUCCUGAGAGCAAGAAGGAAACCGAGUUUUUUGCUCUCGUGCAAGGAUCCAAGACCGUGCUGGAUUACCAGCAGCAGUUUGAAGAUUUUCAUUUCGCCCCAGUGCAUAUUAAGGGGGAAGCUAGUAAAACAAAGAAGUUUGAAAAAGGACUUAAACCAAAGAUCGGGUCUAUUCUGUCGGUCCUAGAUAUUCAGGACUACGCUCAAAUGGUUGACAAGGCGAAGACUAUAGAGGACAAAUUGAAGGAGAAAAAGAAAGCUACAACGUCGCCCAGAUAG
Molecule: messenger RNA, 423 nt
Organism: Telopea speciosissima
Lineage: Eukaryota; Viridiplantae; Streptophyta; Magnoliopsida; Proteales; Proteaceae
Exons: 1
Coding region: 1-423 (140 amino acids)
Source: RefSeq, a predicted model, not a curated record